Messenger RNA from Oreochromis aureus, 723 nucleotides. RefSeq names its product G2/M phase-specific E3 ubiquitin-protein ligase-like. Lineage: Eukaryota; Metazoa; Chordata; Actinopteri; Cichliformes; Cichlidae. Gene Ontology annotation, molecular function: ubiquitin-protein transferase activity. The transcript is spliced from 6 exons. The record is from RefSeq and is a predicted model, not a curated record. The coding region runs from base 44 to 553 and encodes 169 amino acids.
UUUUGCCUGGCAUAAAUUACCAAACAUUGAAUUCGUUGGUGAAAUGGCCGAUGAUUAUGGAGGCCCAAGGCGGGAAUUUUUUCGCUUACUUAUGGUCGAAACUCAGAAUUCCCUAGGGAUUUUUGAGGGGAAGCCUGGCAGUCUGCUGUUCAGUUAUAGCCAGCAGUUGCUGUCAAGCAACAAGUUUUAUAUGGCUGGUAAACUGAUUGCUUGGUCGAUAGCACACAAUGGGCCAGGGCCACGGUGUAUCAAUAGACACCUGUUCUGUUUGAUGUGUGGCCAGAAGACAUCUCUUGAUGACUUUGAUGUCGAGGUCUUCAUGGACGAUGACAUUAAACAGAACAUAGAAAAGGUUUCCAACUGCAGCACCCCAGAAGACCUGGCAGACUUGAAAAGUCACCUUGGGGACUGGAUUGCAGGCUGUGGUAUCCCUGACAUCUACACUGCCACACUACUUGAUGUUAAGAGGAUAAGGGGCGAGAUUGUAUCUCAUUUUGCGUUUCACAGGGUUGCCAGCAUGAUUCACCAUUGGAUGGAGUCCAGCUGGAAGUAACAGACGUGAAGAAGAGGAAGCCACCAUCUUUCAGUGGGAAUGGUGGCUUAUGGCCAUUCAGGAGCAAGAGGUGGACAACACGUUUGAAGAGCUGCUGGUCUUCAUAACUGGGGCUGACUUACUUCCACCACUGGGGUUCCCACAGUCCUGCAACAUAGACUUUUACGAUC